Messenger RNA from Vespa velutina, 5353 nucleotides. Its product is annotated as SH3 domain-containing kinase-binding protein 1-like. Lineage: Eukaryota; Metazoa; Arthropoda; Insecta; Hymenoptera; Vespidae. Bases 412 to 2043 code for a protein of 543 amino acids. Gene Ontology annotation, molecular function: protein binding. The record is from RefSeq and is a predicted model, not a curated record. The transcript is spliced from 9 exons.
UCUAUUGAACUUAUUCAACAAGUUUUCAUAGAAAAGACUUUUAAGAUACGGCCAACGAACCGGCACAGAUUACGAUUUGGCGCGUUCUUCGAUCACCGCCAAUGAAGUUGGCACGCGCGAUUUACCCAGAUUGCAUCUUGAAGUUGACCCCGAGUCUCCAAGUCCAAGAUGGCUACUAUGACAGAUUCGUUGGGCUGUCAAUCGAGUUUGGGAUACGCCUAAAUUUUUCGAUCCUAACAUCUCGUUUUUUAAACAUUAUCUUACGAUGAUGCUCAUAAGUUUGUUCGUUACUGUGAAGACUAUAGAAUGCUCGAUAGAUGAAUGAUUACCUCGGACAGGUAUCUCGUCCUAAUUAUACAUAUAAUAUUGUAAGACAUAAUAUAUUCAUGAACUAUAAACUUUAAAAGAAAGAUGGAGGCGAUUGUAGAAUAUAAUUAUUUAGCUAGGGAACCUGAUGAAUUAACUCUGAGAAAAGGAGACAUAAUAAAAGAAAUUAAAGUGAUGUUGGGUGGUUGGUGGGAAGGUACUUUAAGAGAUAAGCGUGGCAUGUUCCCUGAUAAUUUUGUUAAGGUGUUGGAUCCAUCUCCAACAAGUGGUGCGAGCACAACUGAAACCGUUAGUAGUACAAAACCGGAAGAAGUCACUUUGCGUAAUGGGGGAUCUGGAAGGAGGUGGUGUAAAGUUCUAUACAGUUAUGAACCUUGUAAUGAAGAUGAAUUAACUCUUGUACCUCAAGAUUCCAUAGAAUUCUUGGGCGAAGUAGAGGAAGGAUGGUGGAGAGGUAGACUUAGAGGGAGAGUCGGUGUCUUCCCUUCGAAUUUUGUUCAUUUAAGUUAUGAAGAAGAAGAUAAACACAAGAAAGAUAAAAAGGAAUAUUGUAGAGUUCUCUAUGCAUAUGAGGCAGCUAAUGAGGAUGAAUUAACUUUGGUAGAAGGAGAAAUCAUUGCAAUACUUUCUAGAGAUGCGCCAGAUAAAGGUUGGUGGAAAGGAGAAUUGAGAGGACAAAUUGGCUUAUUUCCUGAUAAUUUUGUUGAGGUUAUUGGGACAAAAAAUGAUCAUCAAGAGCAAGAACAAUGGCACGAAACCAGUCAGCUAACUAGUAAAUCUGUUGCAAAGCAUGCUCAUCAACUAAAGAAAAGUGAGAAAGCACAUGCUAGAAAAAGUUUAGAUCCAAAAAAUAUACAUACAGAUCAUUUUAGUACCAUGGAAACUACUAAAAAAAUGAUAUCAACAUCGUCUACUGUAUCAUCAACAUCACCUUUGUCUAAUAUUGGAGGAGGGGGAGGAAGUAGUGGGGGAGGAAAUGGAGAAAAGAAAACAAUGGGCAAUCAUUCACUCAUUUCUAAUUUGAAACAUUUUGUGAGUGAUACUGGAACUAAUAAUAGCAAUGGAAAUCCAAGCAUUGCACUUGGAGAAGAAUUAGAUGGAGUAGAAAGAGGUGAAGGAGCACCACUUUCGCACUUAACAGCUUCACGUGCAAAAGCACCCCGUCGUCGUUUACCUUCUUCUCAACAUUUACGACAUCAUGCUACCACAACAACGAUCAUCUUACAUAAUACAACGAUAACGGAAGAUAAUUUAUCAAACGGUAACACUGAAGAAACAUUAGAAUCAUUAAGGGAAGAUGACAAUGAAAAACUUUCAGCAAAAACAAGAAAGAAGGCACCUUGGGUAGAAGAAUUAAAAAUGAAUCAAUCGGAAAGGAGAAAAGUCGGAUCAGUUGAUCGUGUUGACAAGCCGGAAGUUAAGAAAGAAAAAACUUUUUCACGGUUAUCUUCUAAUACUGUCGAUACUGUUGUCAAACAAGAAACAGAAUGUGAAGAUAAACAAAAAGAAAAAGAAAAAAAGUUAGAUACAACAGACCAUGGGACUGUAACUACACCUGGGACUUUGUCCUUUGUUCCAUAUCAUCUUUAUAGUCAACUGCUAGAAAGGGUUGCCAUGCUGGAAGAAAAACAGGCACUAUUGCAGCAAACUGUACAACAACUCUCCGAACAGCUUGUACCACUUAUGACAAAUGCCUCUAUUAAUAACAAAGUUUAAAACAUUUUAAUAUGUGAAAAUUGAUGCGUAUUUCCUGAAACGUAUUUUUAUAACUUUGUUGUUUGUCAUCAUGUUGCAAAUAACGAAGUACUAAUACUACUAAUAGCAUAAUUAUUACUAGUACUAUUAUCAUGGUUGUUAUAUAUUUAUUGAUUUUGGUGGUGUCAUUUUUUUGUUUGCUCCACCAAUGCAGUAACAGUAUUUGCCUAUUCUGGCCAUAAACGCAACAUUCCAUCUAAGAUUUUUUAAUCAUAAAUAUUCUCUGUUUUUUUUCUUUGCAUGAUUUUGAUAUUUUGUGAUCUCACGAUAUCAGCCAGAUUUUUUCUUUUUUUUAUUAUUUCGAUAUUUUUUUUUUUUUUUUUUUUUUUUUAAUUGUGAUGUUUUAUAUAUUAGUGACAUAUUUUCGCAGACAAAAACUUUUAUUGUUAUAAAAAAAAAUACCAAAAAUUGCCUCAUUAUAGCAAUCAAAGUUUUAUCUAUUGAAAAAGAAAAGCUUAAGUACUUAAACCAACAGUUUAAUUGAAUACAAUGUGAUUUUUGUCGAUUUAAUAGAUGCCUCGCAAUAUUCAUAUAACGAUAAUAAUUCAUAGUAAGUUUAUUCAUUCGUGAGUGCCAAUACACCCUACUCUGUUCACUGCAUUUGUGAGGUGCCUCCAUUCAUUGAAAUACAAAGCACUUAUCUGGAAACUCAUAACCAUAUUUAUAAAUACAAGUUGUGACUAGCUUGUUGAUACAUUAAGUCCAAAAAUUGAAUGUGUCAUUUUUUAAGUAUUGCUUUUCAAAUGGUGCUAAUAAAGUAAGUGAUAUACAAAUAUAUCACGAAUUUGUAGUAUACACAUAUGAAUGAGGUAGUAAACAAUGAGAAAAAGAAUCUAUCACACAGGCAUGAAUUGAAACAUAUAAAACACUUAUAGUAAAACAAAUAAAAAAGCUAUGUUUGGCAUUAUUAUGAAAUCGUUGAACAUUUGACAAAUUUUUUAUUUUCCUAAAAGAGCAAAAUUUUAAGUAAAUAUAUAACAUGAACACGAACUAGAUACGAUAUUUAAUUUUUUAUAUAAAUAUUUGUUAAAAUCUAACUACUGAUUCGGGCAAAGCAUACUAACAUUAUUCAUUUCCGCAAUGAGAAAAUUUUCGGACAUAUUUUAUUUAUGUGUGAAUGCAUAAGAAACAUAUAUAAUAUACAAUAACGCAAUAUCUGAAAUUUUUAUUAAAAAUUUAGUAUAAAAAUUCUAGUCUGAUAAAUCAAAUUUUCUUGGAUUAUAUCCUGCAAAUAUCAGAAUACAUAAAAUCAAUAUUCGUGAUCAUAAAUGUGACUGUUAAUGUAAAAUAUACAUUAUAUAUGAAAUAUAAAUAUUGUGACGCAUAAACUUUCUUUUACACUUAAUGCGCACAGAGUUAAUUUAUAUAAUGAUCAAAAUUUGUCUAUAAGCAACAAAUAAUUGCUCGUACUAUUUUCUAUAUAUUAAAAAAAUUACUUUUGGUAAUACCAAAGUCUUUUGGGUUUAGGGCUAUUCAUCUUGUUCAUAUUAAUAUUAUAUUUAAACUUUUGCUUCAUUUUACAUAACAUUGCCUAAUGCUGCAUGAAAAUUUUUAAAGCAUUCCAAAAAGUUUAUAUAUUUCUAAACAAAGAUAUGUAGAAUAGUUAUAUAAAUACAUUCCUUAUUCAAGCAAUAAAUAAAAUAUCUACUAAAUAAGGAGGUAUCGUUCUAGUUAAAAAAAAAAAUGUGUUCAUCUAAUUACACAUGCAUUAUUAUAGGGUUGUGAAAAAUUUGGAGCACACUUGAAAUACGAUGUAUUUUUUUCUAUGCGAAUCAUCCCGAAUUAUGAUAAUGCAAUGUGUAAGCUUAUUGCUUUUCAUUAAUGAAUGAAACAUGGUAAAAAUAUAACAUGUGUGCAAACAAAUUUUUUCAAUAACAAGCUUAUAAACUUCUCUUUAUUAUAAUCUAUUUUAAUGCGUAUUUAAUCACUAUGAUUACACACUCUGUACCACAUAUUAGAAAUGGCAAAAAAAUAUAUUGCCUCUGUAAAAUAUAUUGUAGGAACAUAUCAAUAACUUAUUACAGAUAUACAAUUUUGCCAUGUAAAAUAGAUUUAAAGAGAAAACUUAAAAAAAAAAAAAAACCUAUAGAAAAAAGUAAUUUGAAUUAUAUUGUAGACAGAAUCAUAAAGCCGUAAACCCAACAAGACAAUUGUUAUUGAAAUGAAUCCUAUUUGGAAAAGAUAUAGUACUAGUACUUUAUCAUCCUACUUUGUGCUAACUAUAUAAGUGUACAAUAGUGAUUAAUAUUUUUACUAAGUCUUCUUAACAAGCAUGUAAUGCUGACCAUGCUUAUAAAAGAUAUCUAACACUUUAAAACACAUCAUUUAUUAGAAAACAACAAAAUAUGUGUAUAUCGCACCAUAAACAAAUCGUUUUAUACUUUUAUAUUUCACUGCAUAAUAAUCAAGUCAAGUGAUUUUUUUAUAUAGCUUUAUACAAGAAAAUGUCAUUUCUCUAAGAUCAUUAUUUCUGCUAACAGCUUCAUCACUUUUGCUUAUUCUUGUAGAUUUAUCACAGGACAAUAAUAGUUUUAAGCAAAAUUGGAAAAGUUCUUAUAUUUUUUUUUAGCACUAUUUAUUAUAUUUUCUGCAUGAAUAUUUAAUAAAAAUUUAUUUCUUAGAGUCAAAUAUAUUGCAAAAUUAAAUAAUUGAAAAUUAGCAGAUAAAUUUUCACCAUACUUUUGCUUUCUGCAGGAUAAUUUAUGCACAAACUUUAAACAUUGAUUAUUACUCAAAUGGAUAAACUACUCUUGUACUUGUGUAUCAUAAACUAUAUGGUCCAUUCACUUCAUCACCCUAAAAUAAUAUAAUGAAGUUAUUAUGUGCCAUAAUCGUUUUUGUUUUUCUGAAUAUAUAUUUAUAUAUAUAUAUAUAUAUAUAUAUCAUUUUGUUUAUCUAGUUACAUUUCUUAUCGAUAUAUUUCAUUUUUAAACGAACUUAUUUGGCACAAAAUAUUGUAUAAUUCAUUUGUAGACAGCAUGAAAACGCUCAAUUUUCAAAUGCAUUAGUUUAUACUUGCCUAUAAUACUAUAAAGGUAAUUUUUACAUAAGAAUGGACCAAUACUUUUCGCGUAUUAAUGAAUUAUUUAUAUGAAGCACAUCAACAAAUAACUAAAAAAAUCCUGUUUAUAUAAAUCUUUGUACAAUCUUUAUAACAAAGCUUUGAUUAUUUCUGUAUGAUAUACUUUUACUAGAUACUUUUAAACUUAUUUUUGCACAUAAAUAUUAAUAUUUUAAAUUUGCAAAUAUAUUGUAUACGUUAUUUUAUCUA